AUUUUGAAACAAUGCAUCAGCUCUUUGAAGUUUUUCAUGGGUCAAGAGGUCAGUGAAGGAAGUGCAGUGGAGGAAAGCAAAAGUUCACACCCAUGAAGUGAUUGAGACCUUCAGUGAAGCUCCUCCUACAACAAUCCACCAAUAAAUGCUGGAGUCAAACACACAGAGAAAUCACUCCAUGUGUGACAACUGAAAUCUUCAUGACAUAAUGUUGAUGCUGGUGAAAGAGGAGCUUGAGAAGAUGACAGAUCCACAACCAUGCAGAAUAAAGGAUGAAGAUACUGAGGAACAAAUAGUUCACACCCAUGAAGUGAUUGAGACCUUCAGUGAAGCUCCUCCUACAACAAUCCACCAAUAAAUGCUGGAGACAAACACACAGAGAAAUCACUCCAUGUGUGACAACUGAAAUCUUCAUGACAUAAUGUUGAUGCUGGUGAAAGAGGAGCUUGAGAAGAUGACAGAUCCACAACCAUGCAGAAUACAGGAUGAAGAUACUGAGGAACAAAUAGAUAUGAUGGAAGUGAAUAAGGAGAGUCAAGGUGAAGUAGAUGAGAAACAUCAGAAUGUAAAAACAAAAUGUAAUGCUUCACAGAAAGAAACUCUAAGAACAGAAGACAAAAUGUGUGAAAAGAGUUUUAGUAAAGAUGGACGCCCUGCAGAUCACAAGAGGACUCAAAAUGCAAAGAAACCAUUCACAUGUCAACACUGUGGGAAGAGUUUCACCAAAAAAUCUAAGUUUACAAUCCACAUGAGAGUUCACACUGGAGAGAAACCAUUUAUGUGUAAACAGUGUGGGAUGAGUUUUACUCAAAAAUCAGGUGUUGAGAGCCACAUGAGGAUUCACACCGGAGAGAAACCUUACAAAUGCAGUCUUUGUGACAAGAGUUUUACCCAUAAAAAUGCCUUUAAAACACACAUGAGAGUUCACACUGGAGAGAAACCUUACUCGUGUCAACAGUGUGGUAAAAGUUUCACACAACAAUCAGGUUUUGAUGGCCACAUGAGAAUUCACACCGGAGAGAAACCUUACAAAUGCAGUCAGUGUGAAAAGAGUUUUCGCUCUGGAAGUAACCUUAAGGAACACAUGAAGAUUCACACUGGAGAGAAACCUUUUCCAUGCCAGCAUUGUGAAAAGAGUUUCCCAAAUGCAAAACAACUUAACAGACACAUGAGAAUUCACACUGGAGAGAAACCUUUUGAAUGUCAUCAUUGUGGAAAGUUUUUCAGAUGUUAUGGUAACCUUAAUGCACACAUGAGAAUUCACACUGGAGAGAAACCGUUCAUGUGUCAACAGUGUGGUAAGAGUUUUGCCCAUCAAUCAGGUUUUGACAGCCACAUGAAAAUUCACACUGGAGAGAGAUCAUUUGCAUGUCAUCAUUGUGAAAAGAGUUUCUCGUCUAAGGAUCAUCUUACGAGACAUGUGAGAAUUCACACUGGAGAGAAACCAUUCAAGUGCCAUCACUGCGAGAAGAGUUUUACCACUGGUGGUAACCUUAAUGAACACAUAAGAGUUCAUACCGGAGAGAAACCAUUCAUGUGUGAACAGUGUGGGAAGAGUUUCACCAAAAAAUCAACGUUUACAAUCCACAUGAGAGUUCACACUGGAGAGAAACCAUUCAUGUGUAAACAGUGUGGGAUGAGUUUUACACAUCAAUCAGGUUUUGAGAGCCACAUGAGGAUUCACACCGGAGAGAAACCUUACAAAUGCAGUCAGUGUGAGAAAAGUUUUUCCUAUAAAAACGUCCUUAAAGCACACAUGAGAGUUCACACUGGAGAGAAACCUUACUCGUGUAAACACUGUGGAAAAAGUUUCACUCAACAAUCAAGUUUUGAUGGCCACAUGAGGAUUCACACCGGAGAGAAACCUUACAAAUGCAGUCAGUGUGAAAAGAGUUUUCGCUCUGGAAGUUAUCUGAAGGAACACAUGAAGAUUCACACUGGAGAGAAACCUUUUCCAUGCCAGCAUUGUGAAAAGAGAUUUCCAGAUGCAAGACAACUUAAUACACACAUGAGAGUUCACACCGGAGAAAAACCUUUUGAAUGUCAUCAAUGUGGAAAUUUUUUCAGAUGUUAUAGUAACCUUAUUUCACACAUGAGAGUUCACACUGGAGAGAAACCAUUCAUGUGCCAUCACUGCGAGAAGAGUUUUACAACCAGUAGUAACCUUAAUGAACACAUAAGAGUUCAUACCGGAGAAAAACCAUUCAUGUGUGAACAGUGUGAAAAGUGUUUUUCAGCAACAAACCAACUUAAAAGACACAUGAGAGUUCACACUGGAGAGAAAUGCAUUCCCGUGCAGUCAGUGUGAAAAGAGUUUCAGAGAGGAAAGUACACUUAAGAUACACACAUGACAAUUUACACCUCAGAGAAACCGUUCACGUGUCAACAUGACAUCAAAAUGUAGUUUCAUAAUUCAUCAGCACUCUCACACUGGAGAAAAGUCAUUUAAAUGUGAUGAGUGAAGUAAAAAGUUUAAAUCCUCAUCACAUCUAAAGAGACACAUGAGUGUUCAUGCAAAUAUGAAAUAUUAGUUGUGUACUGUUUGUUUUAAAGUGUUUAUGUCUGUUUGAAAUGUACAAAUUGGUUUAAGAUGUUGUGUGCUUUGAGUGUUAACAAGGUACAACUACAGAAUUUUACCCACAUGUCUAGACUCUCUUUAAGUCUUUUAUUUUUUAAUAUUUCAUGACUUUUUCUAAUUACAAGAUAAAUUCAGAAAUGAGUUUUUUUACUUGUUAACUACACAUGUGAUGAACCCAAUAAUAAAGGAUAUUUUGACCACAA
This is a messenger RNA of Misgurnus anguillicaudatus (oriental weatherfish), 2781 nucleotides long. The record is from RefSeq and is a predicted model, not a curated record. Lineage: Eukaryota; Metazoa; Chordata; Actinopteri; Cypriniformes; Cobitidae.